Anguilla rostrata (American eel) is the source of this 943-nucleotide messenger RNA. It is a transcript of the gene rln3b, whose product is annotated as relaxin 3b. Gene Ontology annotation, cellular component: extracellular region. NCBI's taxonomy places the organism in Eukaryota, Metazoa, Chordata, Actinopteri, Anguilliformes, Anguillidae. Bases 114 to 692 code for a protein of 192 amino acids. The transcript has 2 exons. The record is from RefSeq and is a predicted model, not a curated record. Gene Ontology annotation, molecular function: hormone activity; G protein-coupled receptor binding.
AAAGGUCCCCUGCUGCUAUCUCUCUCUGAAAUCUGCGACUCGUCCCGUGAUCGCAGGUGUGCACGGGUCACAACCUACCUCACAAGGCAACGGGACCCAUAUAUAAGCUGACCAUGAUCCCAGCUGAAGCCACAGCAGUCUCCUGCUUCGAGCCAAUCGCUAAUCUGCCUCUCAUAUCUACCCCAGUGGCCCUUUCCUCCACCUCUCUGCGGUCUCUUCUUCGCCCGGUCUCUGCUAUGUGGAAAGCCGUGGUGCUCGCGGUGUCCGUGCUGGCGGCCGGGACGUGCGCCAAGGAGGCGCAGCCAGAAUUUGGGGUCAAGCUGUGCGGCCGCGAGUUCAUCCGCGCGGUCAUCUUCACCUGCGGGGGCUCCCGGUGGAGACGGGCCGUGACGAACGACGGUGAUGCCUCGCACAACCCCUUCUCUGCCCUCCAUGAUGAGACCACCGGGAUGAGCCCAAACUCCGUCCCGGGACACCCCAGCCCGCAGCUCCAGCACGCAGCGGCCCCAGACUGGCCCCGGGAGGGCGAAGAAGCGCUCUCGUUCAGCCGGCCUGGCCGCUCUGCCACCCUGGAGGACGUGCUUGAAGCCCUGCGCUCCACCGGUAGGAGGGAGCGAGACGUGGUGGUGGGGCUGUCCAACGCUUGCUGCAAGUGGGGCUGCAGCAAGAACGAGAUCAGCUCCCUCUGCUGAGCGGGGACUGCAAGGUGUUUCGCCUCUUCUCGUUCACACCCUCUUUGUCAUCGAGGCGAGACACCCGUUGUCUGAGACGAAGUGUCGGAUUCUGUAAUUCCUCGUUGCCGCCAUUUCUUGGUCAAGACGUACGCAGCAGAGGUUCUCUUUUCUCAUAGUUCCGGCAUCUCUGGUGUAAUUCCAUCAUGUAUAUUGUUAAAGUUUGAGUCAAUAAUGUGAUUAAAGUGUUGAAGAAUUUUGAGGAACAAAGU